CAAUGUUAGCAACGACGGACAUUAGGGUGUCCCUAAAAAAAUCAACUUUCCAAUUUAUAUCGAGAAGCUUUAAGAUAAACUAAGUAGGGCGAGGUUACCUUCAAACCUGCAAGUUUUGAGGCUGUUAAUCAAUAAGUUACGAGCAAAACCUGGCAAGGGAUCUCAAACUGCAGCAUACUCUUUCACAGCGAAGGAUAUAAUGCAAGUACGGGAAAAAGCGCGUAUUCCUACUCGAGUCAGCUGAAAAGUUUGUAUGCCGAACGGAGAUCGCUCCAAAAAACAGCCAAACGACGUGAUUCUACUCAAAUUUCAAGAGAAGUUGCUUUUGAAAGUAAAUUUGGUGACUUAUUUGAUAUUGCUCCAGUGGACGUGAUGAUUCAAAUGAAGAAUGAAGAAGACAAAAAGUUUUUAAUAUUACAACGAGAAAAAGGACGUGUUGGUUGUAUGGGUUCCGUUGAUGUGAAGCUUCAUAAGAAAGAAAAGCGAACAGCAGAAAGAGAAAAGAAAGCUAUGAGAAGGAAGGAACGCUGGCAACAAACAAUGAAAAUGGAUGCCCAAACUGCCACCACAGAUUCAGCUCAAUCAGACAAUACUGAUUCCGUCGCGGAAGAUCAGUCACAUUCUGAUGAAGCUGAGAUUCCCUCCACUCAAGGAUUGAGUACCUCCAACAACUUGAUAGCAGGAACUGAAAAAAAGAAAAGGGGACGAAAAAAUGCAAUGUCGUCAAAAUUGGCAAACAUUCUGGAAGCUUCUAAAGUAAGCAUUAGAUCAGGGACAAAAAUAGUUUUUUGCGCUGCUGAAAAUUUCGACGUUAAUACGUCUGAAAUAAAUGUGAACAAGAGCUCCAUACACCGGGAAAGAACGAAAUAUAGAAAUCAAUCUGCAGAAAAAAUUAAAAAUGAUUUCAUAGAAAAACUUCCAAAUAAAUCCAAGUUAAUGGUCCAUUUUGACGGCAAGAGGAUGAAAUUAAGUGACGGAACUGUAAUGGAACGAUUACCCGUGUUCGGUAACUGGACCCGCAAGAGCAGUUGCUCGGCUCUCCGUCCCUUCCAGAUGGAACAGGCUCUGCGCAAGCAAAUGCAGUUGUUCUUUUACUUGAAAAAUGGGGACUUUGUGAAAUGGUGCAAGCUGUUUGCUCAGAUACGACGGGGUCAAAUACAGGACAGAGGAACGGUGUAUUUGUUUUAAUAGAGAAACAGCAAGGAAGAACACUGCUUUACUUGGCUUGCAGGCAUCAUAUGGCAAAGAUUAUCUUGAAAAAUGUGUUCGAAGUUUCUGUUAAUGUGUCUUCAGGUCCAGAAGUUUCCAUUUUUAAAAGAUUUCCAAAUCAGUGGCCCACUAUUGACCAGAAAAAGUUCUUAAUUGGGAUAGCACAUAAGAACAUUCCUCCAAUCCUACGAGAAAAAUCAAAUAAAAUACUUCAGUUUGUGCAGCAAAAAUUAACUGAAGAUCAUUGCCGAGACGACUAUAAAGAGUUGCUGGAGCUUGUAUGCAUUUUUUUGGGAGGUACACCGCCACGAGGGAUAAAAUUUUACAAGCCUGGUGCGAUUCAUGAAGCUCGUUUCAUGUCAAAAGCAAUUUACUCGCUAAAAAUUGUCAUGUUUAAGAAUCAAAUAAAGUUGACAGCCAAGAAAGAAAAAGGAUCGACAGCAGUGAGUGUAUUUGUUGCUGUACUCUACGUAAAGUACUGGUUUACUGCAAGUGACGUAAUAAGUGCGCCUCGAAACAACUUUCAAUUUUUAUUAGAUUUGAAACUCUAUGAGAAGACUGAUAACUUAAUUUCCAAUACGGCUUUAAAGAAAUUCAGUGGACAUUUAUGGUACAUAAGUCAGGAGCUAACCGGAUUAGCACUCUUAGAUGAUAGUCUGCACCUUUCAGUUAAAAGUAAAAUGGUGAAAAAGAUUUCGACAAAGACCUCCCGGAGUGAACCACCCUCUUCAAGAGCAAUGGAGGGUUCCGGGUUACAACGCAUAAAAGUAACAUCGCAACACCUCAAUAACUGGUUAAAAAAUGAUUUGAGUCAUUUCGUUACUCCGAAUACUAUUAAACUCUUUGAAAGAUUUGUAUUAUAAUUCUGUUUCUUACACUCUGAUCCUGGAACCUGGAAUUUGCGAAAAGACUUUACAGAAGCUCGCAAUUUUUUUCAAGUUUGAGUGUAACUAACGAUUUUGCAGAAAGAUGUGUGGCUUUGACGCAGGAAUAUAUGGGCCAAGUUAAGUGCGAAACAAAUUUCCAGGAUUUACUUAUUGUAUCCCAGGCCUCACGUCGAGAGUUUUCAAGUUGUACUAAAGAAUCUUUAUCCAAAGACGCGUUUUGAAAUUACUCGUAUAUUAUAUAAUAUUUGACA
Molecule: messenger RNA, 2347 nt
Organism: Rhagoletis pomonella (apple maggot)
Lineage: Eukaryota; Metazoa; Arthropoda; Insecta; Diptera; Tephritidae
Exons: 4
Coding region: 1119-2072 (317 amino acids)
Source: RefSeq, a predicted model, not a curated record